Molecule: messenger RNA, 1616 nt
Organism: Mytilus trossulus (common blue mussel)
Lineage: Eukaryota; Metazoa; Mollusca; Bivalvia; Mytilida; Mytilidae
Product: peroxidasin homolog
Exons: 9
Coding region: 1-1599 (532 amino acids)
Biological process (GO): response to oxidative stress
Molecular function (GO): peroxidase activity; heme binding
Source: RefSeq, a predicted model, not a curated record
AUGCAUUGCCCAAAGAAGCUGCGGUACAGAUCAGUUGAUGGUUCUUGUAACAACCUAAGACAUCCAACUUGGGGACAGGCUGGAACAGCACAGAGAAGAUUGAAGGAUAUUAAUGGAAGACCGAUGGUAUCAUACGAGGACGGAAAAAAUUUGCCAAGAGGUUUCCCGAUUAGACUUCCCGAUCCACGGCUAGUUAGUAAUUUAGUUUCAGAUCCUGCAUUAGGACCAUUUAAUCAGUUUGAUGAAAUCAGAACGGGGCAACACAUGGCUUUCGGGCAAUUACUGGCGCAUGAUUUCAUAGAAACGGAUAUACCAUCAGAUUAUUGGGAGCAGAAAAAUCUACUUUCCUCCUACAUUGAUGCUUCAUUUCUGUAUGGAAGCCAACGGAAUUUGACUUUAGAGCUAAGAGUGCAUGGUAGCUUUUUGAUGAAAACAGACCCUGGAAAUCUUUUACCCACACAGAACGGAGGAAAGUGUUUAAAGUUAUCAAAACGGGAUAGAUGUCCACUUGCAGGCGAUAGACGAAACAAUGAAGCACCAAAUCUUGGUUUAAACCAUUUGCUUUUUGUCAGAGAGCAUAACCGAUUAUCUACGAAACUUCACGAGCUAAAUCCAUGUUGGAGUGAUGAAAGGGUUUUUCAAGAAACUCGUCGAAUUAUCAUAGCGCAAGUUCAACACAUUACGUAUAAUCAUUUUCUACCACUUGUUGUUGAUCAUGAUACAAUGAGACGAUAUAAUUUAUACUCCAAAACAAAUGGUUUUGAUCAUGUUUAUGAUGAUAGCGUGGAUGCAUCUACUCUCAACAGCUUUGGAAUAGCUCCAUGGCGUUAUGGACAUUCGCAGAUAAUGGCUGAACAAUCCGAACUAAAAAGUGACUACAUAACUAUAUUCGAACAUAAAAUAGAAGACAAUUUACAGAGUCCUCAUUUAUGGCAACGCAGUUAUGGAAAACAUGUUACAAGUCUUUCAAGAUGGCUUGCAACGAAACCAGCACUAAAAAUUGACAAUUUUCUAGUUGAAGGAAUACGUGACAAACUAUUCUUCAUCACGUCACCACCAGGUUCAGAUCUGUUUGCUUUAAAUAUACAACGAGGACGUGAUCAAGGUGUUCCUGCUUACAAUGAAUGGAGGAAAUUCUGUGGACUAAGAAAAUUCAGAAGUUUUGACGACUUUGGAAAAUUUGGCUCGAAUCUUGCAGCAGUUUAUGAGAAGGUGAAUGAUGUUGAUUUGUUUAUUGGUGGUCUUUUAGAAGAAGGCGAAAACGGUAGUGUUGGACCUACUUUUUCAUGUAUUAUUGGCAUUCAGUUUGAACGUUUCAAAGUUGGAGACCGAUACUGGUAUGAAUCAUCUGACCCGGAUUUUGCAUUUACAAAAGAUCAGCUGAAUUCUAUAAAAUCCGCUUCAUCAUUGUCCAAAAUAUACUGCACAAACUUAGGAUUGAAUGAGAUACAAGACGAUAUUUUCAAGAUUCCAUGUUCAAAGAAUUCAUUGUCUUACUGUAGAGACCUUCCUGAUUUAGACCUGGACUUAUGGAAAGACAAAACGUGUGCAUGGACCACAGAUCUCAGUGGUAGGGGUAAUCAUCCAACUGACUGCUGACCGAUGAAUAUAACUCA